Penicillium verhagenii is the source of this 2046-nucleotide messenger RNA. RefSeq names its product tyrosine/serine/threonine protein phosphatase PPS1 (gene pps1). Gene Ontology annotation, molecular function: protein tyrosine/serine/threonine phosphatase activity. Bases 1 to 2046 code for a protein of 681 amino acids. The transcript is spliced from 5 exons. Lineage: Eukaryota; Fungi; Ascomycota; Eurotiomycetes; Eurotiales; Aspergillaceae. The record is from RefSeq and is a predicted model, not a curated record. Gene Ontology annotation, biological process: nuclear DNA replication; protein dephosphorylation.
AUGACUGCUGUCAUAAUUCCACACCCGCUCCCCUUGGGGGGCUCCUCCACUCCCCCGCCCUCUCUGGCUCCGGCCUUGACAACCCACCGAUCAAGUCCCAUCCCCAACAAACAUUUGCCUGUGUGCCCCACAGGUCCAUCCACCGAGUUCGUCCGCCCAGAGUCACCAGUGCUGCGAUCCGACCAUGAUCAGGUGGUCUCCCUGCUUUACCCCCCUUUCCGCUAUCAGACAAUCUCCCAUCCACCGGGCACCAGAGUGUUUGGCAUCGAUGCACGCGCAUUGACUGAUGCUUUGGAGCAUCACGCGUCGCAGCCUUUGCCCGAUCCGACCGAGAUGUUCCCGUGGCUCCACGGGCUCAAUCCCGACAAUCACUUACAAUUGGGAUUCUUCUCCAGUCGCAAACGCACUCAGCGCAAACCUCCACAUGCCUGGCGCGGCAUCACAAUCGUCAAGCUGGGUGGAGACCUCUCCAAGGCUCGCAUCAAGGGCGCCGUGGCUCCACAUGAGGUGGUUUCGGCAAGUUCACGCUUCUUGAUGGCCGAUCCACCGCAGGGCUUCUCCGUGCGGAACUUUCAGAUUCAAACUGCCAAGUUAGCAGCGCUAUCUGAUAUUGUCAUCUAUGGCGAGGAUAACGUCAAUCGCUCUGACUUGCUGGCCCUCGCGGAAGAAUUUACCUGUGCACAAGCGGCCUGGCGACUCAAGUAUGACCCGAUGCACGAACGAAAGGCAUACAACACUUUUGUCCUCACGAGCAGCUUUUCUGAAUUUGAGAAGAAAUACCCAUCUUGGGUUUUUGCCGAUUCCAAGGGCCACCUCAACAGCCAGGCCAUGGACUUUGUUCAAUCCGAAAGACAAGAGAUGUGCGAAAUGUCUGCGGCUUCGGAAAUAUCCGAGAAUAUUUGGUUAGGGCCGACGCCCGAUUACAUUUUGAGACCAGGCGAAUGCCCCCCGCCAGAACAGAGUCAGUUUGACCUGUUCAUCGAAGCAAGUGAUCUUGCGAGCAUACCGGGCCCUCGCUACCUCGCUACCAUUGAUCAAAAGCUGGAGUCGGAGCCACAAUACAUUGAGUUCCCAUCCGCCGGAUCAAUAACACUUCCGUCUGGAAAUACUCGUGAAAUCGAAGACCUGGUCAACACCCUUCGUUGGAUGUAUUACCUCGCUCAUCCUGAGCCGACUGAGGUUGCAGAUAGCGAAGGCGAUAUCUCAAUGCGACAGAGCAAGAAGCCUUGUCGGGUAUUGAUACACUGCGCCGAUGGUUAUACCGAGAUGUCGGUACUUGCAAUCGCGUACUAUGUAUUUGCCGAAGGUGUCCCCGUGCAUGACGCGUGGCUCAAACUACAUUGUGAGAAGAAGCGAAACUUUUUCGCAUACCCAACCGACGUUUCCUUCCUGCGUCACAUCCAGACGCGUCUUCUGCAGGAAAGCCCCGUGAGAGGUUUGGGCCAGUCGACAGAUGUGACUGAUGUCUGCGAUCCAAACUGGUUCUUGAAGAUGGACGGCUCAUUGCCGAGUCGAAUCUUGCCGUACAUGUAUUUGGGAAAUCUAAACCACGCCAAUAAUCCUGAACUCUUGUGGGAAUUAGGAAUCCGACGAGUCUUGAGUAUCGGCGAAAGCGUUUCCUGGACCCCAGCGGAACGCGAAGCGUGGGGUAACAAAAAUCUAAUGUACAUUGAUGGCGUGCAAGAUAAUGGUAUCGAUCCAUUGUGCCAAGAGUACGCAAAGUGUUUGAAGUUUAUUGAGGAUGGAAAGAACGAUGGUACUGCGACCUUCGUCCACUGCCGUGUCGGCGUUUCUCGUUCUGCCAGUAUUUGCAUCGCAGAGGUCAUGGCUACAAAGGGACUUGACUUCCCCAGUGCCUAUUGCUUUGUUCGUGCUAGACGUCUGAAUGUUAUUAUUCAACCUCAUCUGCGCUUUGUCUACGAACUUCUCCAAUGGGAAGAACAUCAAAAUAAACAACGCAAGCAAUUUUCCAAGCAUCGAGCCGUAGAGUGGGCCUCUGUCUGCCGUGAAAUUGCACUCCUGAACAAGCCCUACUCUCGGCACUAG